Messenger RNA from Staurois parvus, 418 nucleotides. The record is from the annotation of a GenBank genome assembly. NCBI's taxonomy places the organism in Eukaryota, Metazoa, Chordata, Amphibia, Anura, Ranidae.
GUGUCUCUGCCCCUCCCACAAUGGGGAGAUUUCCCUGCAGUAGUUUGUGUCUCUGCCCCUCCCACAAUGGGGAGAUUUCCCUGCAGUAGUUUGUGUCUCUGCCCCUCCCACAAUGGGGAGAUUUCCUCCAGUAGUUUGUGUCUCUGCCCCUCCCACAAUGGGGAGAUUUCCCUGCAGUAGUUUGUGUCUCUGCCCCUCCCACAAUGGGGAGAUUUCCCUGCAGUAUGUUUGUGUCUCUGCCCCUCCCACAAUGGGGAGAUUUCCCUGCAGUAGUUUUGUGUCUCUGCCCCUCCCACAAUGGGGAGAUUUCCCUGCAGUAGUUUGUGUCUCUGCCCCUCCCACAAUGGGGAGAUUUCCCUGCAGUAGUUGUGUCUCUGCCCCUCCCACAAUGGGGAGAUUUCCCUGCAGUAGUUUGUGU